Molecule: messenger RNA, 825 nt
Organism: Entamoeba invadens IP1
Lineage: Eukaryota; Evosea; Mastigamoebida; Endamoebidae
Exons: 2
Coding region: 1-825 (274 amino acids)
Source: RefSeq, a predicted model, not a curated record
AUGUCUACACUUGGCAGCUAUCAUGCUAUGAUCGUUUCGAAAUACUUUAAAACAAUUAACGACUUCAUCAAUUUAGAAUUGGUAUGCAAAAAGUUCCGUGGUAAUACGGACAAAUUCCACUUCAACCCAAUAACGUUGAAUUCAAAAACACUUGGAUACUUCCCAAACAUUGAGACACUUCAUUUGUGGGAUAUAGACGAUGAAGGCUUUUUCGAUGGAUUUCUGAUUAUAUUCAAUAAAAACCAUGUAAACAAUGAAUGUAUGAAGAUGUUAACAAAAACAGAGUAUAUGUGCCUAAGCGGAUAUUGUUGUUUUUAUAAUUGUUACGAUUUAAGUAGUAUCACAAUACCAUCGAGUGUGACAUCUAUCGGCAAUAAAUGUUUUAGUAAUUGCUGUAAUCUGAGGAAUUUAAAAAUACCACCAAGUGUUACAUCAAUAAGCAAUUAUUGUUUUUAUGAAUGCUUGAAUUUAAGUAAAGUUACAAUACCAUCGAGUGUUAUAUCAAUUGGUUGUAAUUGUUUUUAUAAAUGCAGCAGUUUAACAAGUGUUAAAAUACCAUCAAGUGUCAUCUCAAUUGGCGAUGAUUGUUUCUUUAUGUGCUUUAAUCUAGAUAAUGUUAUAAUACCAUCAAGUGUGACUUCAAUUGGUAUAGGUUGUUUCUUUGCAUGCUAUAAUUUACAAAGUAUUACAAUACCAUCUAAAGUGAUAAAUAUCAACAAAGAUAUAUAUAUAUUGGAUAUAAAUAUCAGAAUAAUAUCACAUUUAAUGAUUAAGAUAAAUUAUAAUCAAACCAAGUUAUUCAUCGAAAACGAGUUAGAUAAUUAA